AUGGCCACGGCCCUUAUCGGCGCUAAAGUCUGUGGAAAUGUCACUAGGCAAUCCAUUCGCUCUAUAUCGCGCGCAAUUGCAGCCAAGGCUCGUGUAGAAGCACCACAAGCCAAGCCAUCCCCAAAAUUCCCGUGCGUUGUUGCACAUGCUGAGAGAGAAUCUCGUCUUCAAGCUGGCUUGCGGCCUGCACCUGCAUUCUUGAGCCCAUCACCGACCCCGGCAAAUCCGUCCGCCUCUGGCCCUGAGCCUCCUUACGCUCGUCCCAAUCCUACUUCCUACAGGAUCUACCACCACUCCGAACCCUUCCCUCUCAUUUACUCAAGAACCCCUUUUCCUGAAUUCGAUAUUGCCUAUGAAACGUGGGGAGAGCUCAGCCCUGCGAAAGAUAAUGCCAUCCUGCUCCAUACGGGGUUAAGCGCCUCGUCCCAUGCUGCUUCUACGUCGCUCAACCCAGCAUCAGGUUGGUGGGAGAAGUUUGUCGGCCAGGGAAAAGCACUCGACACCGAUCAAUUCUUUGUGAUAUGCACAAAUGUUCUAGGGGGGUGUUAUGGCUCAACGGGUCCAUCGUCGAUAAACCCUCACUCUGCCGAAGACGGCGCACCAUAUGGGACGAACUUUCCGGUACUGAGCAUAUUCGAUAUCGCUCGGGCGCAGUUCCACCUUCUCGAUCAUUUCGGGAUCAAGAAACUCUAUGCCAGUGUGGGGUCAAGUAUGGGCGGGAUGACGAGUCUGGCCACGGCGUGGCUUCAUCCCGAUCGGGUAGGGAAGAUCGUUAGCAUCAGUGGUACGGCAAGGAGCAGUCCUAGCGCCAUUGCGAUGCGUUUCGCUCAGAGAAGUGUCCUGAUGGCCGACCCGAACUGGAAGAAUGGGUUCUAUUAUGACGAUUUACCGCCCCAUACGGGGAUGAAGCUCGCCCGACAAAUAGCCACAAUCACUUAUCGUUCCGGUCCGGAAUGGGAACAGCGAUUUGGGCGAAAGCUAAGGGAACUCCCCCCAGAUCAGCACCAUGAGCCAGGUCACCCGAGAACCCCAGCCUUAUGUUCUGACUUUCUAAUUGAAACAUACUUGGAUCACCAGGGCGAGCAAUUUUGCUUAAAAUACGACGCUAAUUCGUUGAUAUACAUAUCGAAGGCGAUGGAUCUUUUUGAUAUGACCCUUCCAGCCAUUCAAUCCCUCGGUCUCUCGCCACCCGCAACACCAUCCUCAUCAUCUCCCGGCUUGCCACCUCUACGAUCCCUGCAUACAUCUACACCCCCUCCACAUUUGUCGGAUCUUUCCGAGGGAUUAUCGCCGUUAUCGAAGACCCCGACGCUUAUUUUGGGAGUUCAGAGUGAUAUAUUGUUCCCGGUUGAGCAACAGCGAGAGCUCGCAGACGCGUUGAGAAUGGCUGGGAACGAUCGCGUUGUGUAUUAUGAGCUAGGUGGUGUGUGGGGUCAUGAUACGUUCCUCAUCGACGUUGCAAAUGUUGGUGGAGCCAUCCGGGGAUUCUUAUCAUUAAAUUCGUGA
Molecule: messenger RNA, 1506 nt
Organism: Cantharellus anzutake
Lineage: Eukaryota; Fungi; Basidiomycota; Agaricomycetes; Cantharellales; Hydnaceae
Product: Alpha/Beta hydrolase protein
Exons: 5
Coding region: 1-1506 (501 amino acids)
Biological process (GO): L-homoserine metabolic process
Molecular function (GO): L-serine O-acetyltransferase activity; homoserine O-acetyltransferase activity
Source: RefSeq, a predicted model, not a curated record